Messenger RNA from Rhagoletis pomonella (apple maggot), 657 nucleotides. RefSeq lists its product as uncharacterized. The record is from RefSeq and is a predicted model, not a curated record. The transcript has 2 exons. The annotation marks the transcript as partial. NCBI's taxonomy places the organism in Eukaryota, Metazoa, Arthropoda, Insecta, Diptera, Tephritidae.
GCAACCGAAAGCGGCGCGAGUUCUUACACCUUCUACAUCGGCCUGACUAUGAAUUUUCAAUAUUCAUUGGAAACCACCUUAACACUCUUCACCGAGCUCUACAUGCAUCCGCUGUCACGCGUCUUCGCUUACAUAAUUGGCGGUGUAGCUGGCUGGUAUUUCGUACAAAAUCAAAAGCAUCAACUCUAUGCGGGUUUCUUUCAGAAUCAAUCGUUGCAAGAGUUUCUCGGUUAUUUGGCGAUUAUCGUAUUCUUCACUUGCAAUUUUACAAUCUUCGCUUCGGGGUAUUCGAAUUUUUAUUACGUUUCGGUGUUGGUGUUGCACCGUUUGCUGUUUUCAGCGAGUGUUUGUUGUUUGAUAUUUGCAAAAGCUGCGGGUUGCGUAAAGUGGUUCUUUGCCAUUUUGGAGAAUCCAAUUUUCAAGAAAUUCAAUCAAAUCACCUAUGCUUUGUUCCUAAUGAAUCCAAUCGGUAUUCAAGUGGUGGCGGCAUUUGGCAAUGCAAGUGUCCCCUCUACACCGCUUAGAUUGUCAAUGGAUUAUAUUGCCUACUGUGCUAUUCUCUACUUUAUUUGCACGAUUUUAACCCUGUUAUUCGAGUUGCCCUACAAAAGUAUAUCAAGACUGAUGCUGCAGCACGCCAAAGAGAAGCUUAACUAA